Messenger RNA from Delphinapterus leucas (beluga whale), 597 nucleotides. The record is from RefSeq and is a predicted model, not a curated record. Lineage: Eukaryota; Metazoa; Chordata; Mammalia; Artiodactyla; Monodontidae.
GCAGUGCCAGGAUGGUGCUGCUGGAAAGUGAGCAGUUCCUGAUGGAGCUGACCAGGCUCUUCCAGAAGUGCCGGUUGUCGGGCAGCGUGUUCAUCACCCUGAAGAAGUAUGAUGGUCGAACUAAACCCAUUCCAAGGAAGGGUUCUGCGGAGGGCUUUGAGCCCUCAGACAACAAGUGUUUGUUAAGAGCUACUGAUCGGAAAAAGAUCAGCACUGUGGUGAGCUCCAAAGAAGUGAAUAAGUUUCAGAUGGCUUAUUCAAACCUAUUGAGAGCUAACAUGGAUGGGCUGAAGAAGAGGGACAAAAAGAGCAAGAGUAAGAAGAGCAAAGCAGCGCAGUGAAGGGCACCAGGUUUCCUGCUUUCACCAGUUAACCACUGAGUUGCUAUUUUUCCUUUGGUUUUUACUUUUGGCCACAAAGCUGGGUUUCUGAUUCCUCUACAAUAACUGUUUUCAUGUGAGAUUAGGGUCAUUUUUGGAUGGAAGAAGGGCUGCAGUGUUUACAGGGUAGUUACAAGAAGCCAGUUUAUUUUAUAUCUGGCUAAGUGGUCUGUGUUGUAUGAUUGUAUGUUUCUGGAUGAUAGUUUACAGUCUCUGU